Paramecium tetraurelia is the source of this 1797-nucleotide messenger RNA. RefSeq lists its product as uncharacterized. The record is from RefSeq and is a predicted model, not a curated record. The transcript has 3 exons. Lineage: Eukaryota; Ciliophora; Oligohymenophorea; Peniculida; Parameciidae.
AUGAAGCCUUCAAGACCACCUGUUUGCACAAUUGCAAACCCAUUCAUUGUCUAUGAUCAAAGAGUACCCAGACCAAAUUCCACUAAAAAUACUACUGAGACUCGAUAAGUCAUUAGAUGCCUAUCUUCUAAUCAUGAGACUCAACAAGUCACUUAUGCCUACUUUCCAACAUAACCAAGAGCCUAAAGCCCAACUGCGAUGACUCGAAUCCCUCAUUAAGAACAAAUUAUUGUGAAUUAAUUUCAAAAUUUACCAGCUGAGAGCAUCCCGAUGCAACAUAAAAAGGCUAUAAGCGUGGAAUAUAACCCGAUACAAUAAGAGCAACAAUAGAAAUAUAUACAAGAAAUCAAUUAAAAAAAUUAAGCUAUUCUUGAUUUGUAAGAAUAGGUUUCUGAAUUGCAAAAUAGAUUAUCAGAAAAGGUUCAUGAUUACUCAUCUUUGAAAGAAAAAUUUGAUAUUGAAUUCAAAAAGUUUUAGGAGGAAAUGUAAAUCUAAAUAAAAGGAAUAGAUUUAAACAUUUAACUUAAUGAUUACACCACAUAUUUUAUGUAAGAAAUAGACAGAAAAGUACUCAAUUUACAAGGGAAUAUAAAUUCCUAAAUUGAUGAAAUGAAAGCAGACUUAGAAAAUAAGCUAAAAUAAAAUGAACAUCUAUCAAAGAACCUUCUGUCUAAUACAACACUUAGAUUAAAUUAAGAUGAAUAACACUUUUAAUAAGAACUCUAAAUUUUACAAAAUAAAUUAGAAUAAAAGAUUGACCGAAACAGAGCUGAAUAGAUUGUUGUUUAAUCCGUUACGAUCCUACAACAAUAAUACUAAACUCAAUUGCAAUAGGCUCAUCAAUUGAUAGCUAAAAUUAACUCAGAUAAAAACGAUGAAAUUAAUAAAAUUAGAACCACUAUUAAUAACUCCUUGAUUUAAGUCAAUCAAUAAGCAUAAAACUAAAUCGAAACGAUGCUAGAAAUGGUGAAAGAAAAUUCUCAAAGUUAAUAAACUGCCAGAUAAAACUCUUAAUAACUUAAAUAACAAUACAAUUCUCUAGUUUCUAAAUUUUCUUAAAUUUAAUAGUAAUUCACUUUAAAGAUUUAAGAAAAAGAUGAAAAAAUAAAAUCAAUCUUAAAAUAGAAUGAAGAACUCAAGAAAGAGAUUGAGUAGUCUCAAUUAAUCAUUUAGAAAUAGUAAUAAGAGUUAUAUAAAAUAUCAUAAAACAAUAAAAUUAUCAAAUCACCUUGUGUAUAAUAAAUACUAUCUCCUAAGAAUUUGAAAUCCAAUAGUUUUUACACCAAUUCAACAAGUGCUGGAUUAAACUUUACCAAAAAUAGACCUUAAAGUGUAUCUAAAAAAUUGAAAAAGUAGCCGAAUCCACGCUAAUUUGAGAUUAGUCUAGAAGAUUUUGUCGAUUUUAAUGAGAAUUCAAUUUUAGAUUCUAAUGACAGCAUCGAGUUUAUAACAGGAGAUGGUAAAUCAAGUAGAGUUCAAUCACCUAAAAAUCCUUUUAAAUCUUCAUAAUUAAUUAACAUUAAUAGAUUAUUGAACGAAGAUUUUGCAAAGGCACCAUAAAUUGGAAAUGCCUAAAAGAAGCAAUCCGAAAACAUACCCCCUUUAUAUUAAGCAAUCAAACGAAGAUUACUAUAUUUGGGCAAACAAUAAAAGACACUUCUAUGUACAUAUGCUGGAGAGCAAUUAUGUGAUGCGGAAAUGGGUAUGCAACUACUAGAUGACAAUGGAAAACCGUUCAUUAUUAGUGAAGCUGAAAAGAAUGAGCUAAUAGCAAAAUAACUUAUAUCACUAAUUUGA